AUGCAAUCCGGAAUCUCAGCCUCCCAAGAACUACAAUCCACAUUCAACGCCUUCGUCUCCGACCCCUCUCAACGCUUCCUCCUCGUCAGCAUUUCCAACGAGACAUUGAUCCCCCAUCUCACCAUCCCCUCGACCGCCUCCGACUUCAAGUCCGACCUCUCUCAAUUGUCCACUCACCUCACCCCCACCACAACCCUCUACAUCAUCAUCAAAAGCGCCCCCGAAGCCGCGGAUGGAUACAUCGCCGUCACCUAUGUCCCCAACACGGCGCCCGUGCGGCAGAAGAUGCUCUUCGCCAGCACACGCCUGACGCUGGUGCGAGAAUUGGGCAUCGAGAGGUUUCGGGAGACAUUGUUCGUGACGGAAGCCAAGGAAUUGACGCGGGAGGGAUGGGAAGCGCAUGAGAGACAUGAGAAAUUGGAGGCGCCGUUGACGGAGGAGGAGAGAGGGAGUCAAGGCGUGCGGGAAGCGGAGAUGAUUGAGAGUGGAGGCACGGGUGGUAGGAAAGGGUAUGUGAGGCAAGGCGCGGGUGUGGAAUUGGAUGUCGGGGAGGGAGUGCUUGCUGCUUUGCGGAGUGUGAAAGAGGAGAGGGGGAGAUUGGUGCAGUUGGGAUUUCGAUUGCCAGAUGAGAAGUUGGUUCUCGAGGGGGAUGAAAGUGGUGUUCAGGCGCAGGAUGUUGCGGGGAAACUCUCGACGGCGGAACCGAGAUAUUCGUUUUAUUCGGCCGAGGGAGAGGACGGGGUGGUGUUUAUCUACACGUGUCCGACGGCAUCGAAGAUUAAAGAGAGGAUGGUGUAUAGUACGGGCAAAAGCUGGACGAGGACGUUUGCCGAGAGGGAUGUGGGGAUUGUGGUGGGGCGGAGCUUGGAAGGGACGGAGCCGGAGGACAUUACUGCGGAAUUGGUGGGUGGGAAUGCAGCGGAAGAGGGUGUUGCAGAGUUGAAACCCAGUACUUCUGGAUUCGCGAGACCCAAGAGGCCUGGAAGGAGGUGA
This is a messenger RNA of Ramularia collo-cygni, 993 nucleotides long. Its product is annotated as related to TWF1-twinfilin, an actin monomer sequestering protein. Bases 1 to 993 code for a protein of 330 amino acids. The transcript has a single exon. Gene Ontology annotation, biological process: actin filament depolymerization; barbed-end actin filament capping. Gene Ontology annotation, molecular function: actin monomer binding; actin filament binding. Gene Ontology annotation, cellular component: cytoplasm; actin filament. NCBI's taxonomy places the organism in Eukaryota, Fungi, Ascomycota, Dothideomycetes, Mycosphaerellales, Mycosphaerellaceae. The record is from RefSeq and is a predicted model, not a curated record.